Messenger RNA from Grosmannia clavigera kw1407, 1959 nucleotides. RefSeq lists its product as uncharacterized. The record is from RefSeq and is a predicted model, not a curated record. Lineage: Eukaryota; Fungi; Ascomycota; Sordariomycetes; Ophiostomatales; Ophiostomataceae. The transcript has 3 exons. Bases 1 to 1959 code for a protein of 652 amino acids.
AUGGUGGCCAUUUUCCCCCUAGACGGCCGCCAGGAUGUGGCCGUCGCCAGGGUCUUCUCCGGCAUUCACGACUACUGGGAAGCUCUCUGCAAACGCUAUGACGAUGCCACAGAAGCGGUCGAGGUUUUGCGGCAGAGGGCAGAGACCGAAUCCGGAACCAAGACGACAGUCAAGACGACAGCCAGGUUUACGGUCAGGACUAUGGCCCAGGCGACUGCAAAGGCAACGGCAAAAACAACGGCAACAGUAAAGGCAACCACCACAGUACAUGUCCAACUCACAAAAUCGACGGCUGCACGGGGCCCCUCUUCCAAGACGACCACGUCUGCAAGCCCGGUAACCAAAACCAGUGACAGGAGCAGUACCAUCACAGCGGCGCCGACAAUCCUGGGCUCCUGGGUGCCGUCCUACUCCGUCAUCGGCGGCGAGACCGUCUCCGCCUUCGUAAACAGCGCUGGCAGGGUCGUACCCUGGCACAAGAUCCGUCACCGAGACGCCAGCCACAACUACAGGUGGGACAGUAUCAAAGUCAUCAGCUUCAGCUUCUACGUCAGUUCCAACUUCUACGUCAGCCUCAAGGUCGACCUCAGCCUCAACGUCUACCUCAGCCUCAACGUCUACCUCAGCCUCAACGUCUACCUCAGCCUUAGACUCUUCCAGAGAUUCUGCAGCUCAGUCGCCCUUAUGGCUGUCUUCAUUCUCAUCUUUGUUUUCUUCCGCUACCGCCACUCUCGGCUGUUGCGGCCACUCUUUAAGAAUCUCAACGAGCGGUCUUUGAAAACCGGCCACGGCAGUCAGGAUCCCGGAAACUCGAGAGAUUCUCUUCUGGACCCAGAGAUAGCAGUGACUAGCAAAGGUGGCGAUAUUGAGAAGCAACAGCCUGAGAAGCAGCUGGAGGCCAAUAGACCCGCCCCAAGCACUGCACCUUCUGUUUCUGCUGCUGGUGCGGCGACUCAGAACACCUCCAGUCCUGCUUCUAGCCGAGGCGGCCAACAGCAGCACUCACGAUCUGCCUCUUCCACUGCCUCCCGCCAAGCGUGGCCUAUGCCGUCCAGAGCACCGUCCUCCCUCGACAGCUACAGCACCUUUCCACAUGUGCAAAACAAGCGCAACAGCAACGGAAACGGCAGGGACACCGAGCCCAUACCCACACCGUUAUCAGCACGGCCGGUCCGGCGGUCAACAGGGCCCCCGGCUAUCCACAUCUAUCAGCCCCAGACGCAGAACGGGCCUGCAGCAAGAAACAACGCCCCCUGGAAUCGAGCGCCGCUCAGUCCGUUGCCGGCCUCUCCCACGAGCCUCGGCCCCCAACACCUGACAACGGUCGUUGUUCAACAGGAUCGACAGACUCUGCACGACUUGAGAGACAGCAUCUAUGGACGUUGUGGCAGCUACAUGAGCCUUGGUGGACUCAGUAUUGCCAGCAGCGCUGUGGCAUCUCCGUCAAAGCUGCCGUGGCCGAUGCCACCUGUUUCUGUGUCGACUGAUGGUUCCGACGGAAGCCGUGCUGGCAGUCGUUAUGGCAGCGGUAUGAACAGCACCUUGGUGCCCUUAAUUGCGCACACAGAUCCAGGCAAAGGCUCCCGCAGCACUUUCUCUCGCUCUCCUGCCGCCUACACAGACCUCACUGCAGUCACAACGGUCCCCGUCACUUCGCAUAUCAUUCCCCGGAAGCCUCUCGUGUCCAUUGUACAGGCUCCAAUGCAGGCAGUUCUUGACGGUCCCGGCAACCGCAAUCUUCUCCAGGAACAGGAAAUCAAGCGUCGCUCCAGCCUUCGUCUGGCCUUAGACUUGGCGAGUUCCCCGCCACCCAAGCAGGCACCCCCGCCACCACCUGGCAUGACGCCGCGGCGUACUUCCGGCGUUGUCUUCCAAGGGGACCGCAACUCUAUGACAGUUCGAGUGCCCAUAUCCCGCUUUCACUACUCAUCCGGUGGUGCUGAAGACGGCCGGACAUAG